This is a messenger RNA of Beta vulgaris subsp. vulgaris (sugar beet), 2176 nucleotides long. RefSeq lists its product as hypothetical. Gene Ontology annotation, molecular function: DNA-3-methyladenine glycosylase activity. NCBI's taxonomy places the organism in Eukaryota, Viridiplantae, Streptophyta, Magnoliopsida, Caryophyllales, Amaranthaceae. Bases 136 to 1350 code for a protein of 404 amino acids. The record is from RefSeq and is a predicted model, not a curated record. Gene Ontology annotation, biological process: base-excision repair. The transcript is spliced from 5 exons.
UUACUACUUCCUCUUAACAAUUAACAUCACCCUUUUAUUCUCAAUCCUUUUCUCCUAUACAUAUAAUUUUCCUUGUACUCUACAACACACUCAACAAACCAAAAGCAAAACCAAAACCCAAGAAGGCAAAACAAAAUGUGCCCUCUACCCACCAAGAUCAUCUCUUCUAGCUCUAAUCCUCAUAUGUCCACCUCCGUAGAUGGUCGCCCCGUCCUCCAACCCACCUGUAACCGUGUCCCAACACCACUCGAACGUCGAAACUCUCUAAAAAAAAUAACUCCACCUCCUCCUCCACCACCAGUACCACGAACGGCCGCUAAAGGAGCAAAGCCUUUAGCAGCCACCUCGCCCACAUCCCCUAAGCUAAGGUCCCCUAGACCCCCUGCUAUUAAACGCGGGAAUGAAAACAAUGGCCUCAAUUCUAGCUCUGACAAGAUCAACCUCCCCAACCCCAAAAUUAUGCUCACACGUUCAGUUAGUAGUUUAGAGAGAAAAAAGUCUAAGAACAAUUUGGCUGUUAUUGAUCAUUUAGCCAUUGAUCCCUCAUUAUUGCUUGGUUAUUCGUAUUCGUCAUCGCUCAUAACAGAGUCUCCCGGAAGUAUAGCUGCUGGGAGGAGGGAACAAAUGGCGCUUCAGAAUGCUCAAAGGAAGUUGAAAAUUGCCCAUUAUGGCAGGUCUAAGUCUGCUAAAUUUGUGUCUAAAGUUUCUCCUUUGGUUGAAUCUUUGGGAAAUGUUAAAACCUCCGAAACUUCUGUUUUACAAAGAAGAUGUACUUCUGUUACUCCUAAUUCUGAUCCUCUAUUUGUUGCUUAUCAUGAUGAGGAAUGGGGAGUACCAGUUCAUGAUGACAAGAUGUUGUUUGAAUUGUUAGUACUCAGCGGUGCGCAAGUUGGCUCGGAUUGGACAUCCAUAUUAAGGAGACGUCAACACUACAGGGAUGCGUUUUCAGGAUUUGAUGCAGAAAAUGUGGCCAACUUGACAGAAAAACAGAUUACAACAAUUUCUAUGCAAUACGCCUUUGAUAUAAGCACAGUACGAGGUGUUGUUGACAAUGCCAAACGAAUUAUAGAGAUCAAAAGGGAAUUUGGAUCAUUGGACAAGUACAUUUGGGGAUUUGUAAACAACAAGCCUAUCUCUCCUCAAUACAAGUUUGCCCAUAGAAUCCCAGUGAAGACAUCAAAAUCGGAAAGCAUUAGCAAAGACAUGGUGAAGCGAGGGUUUCGAACGGUUGGUCCGUCUGCCGUCCAUUCCUUCAUGCAGGCAGCCGGACUUACUAACGACCACCUCAUUACCUGCUACAGACACCUAGAGUCCACUGCAUUGGCCGUCGCCCGCCGUCCUAAGUCUUAACCACUAAUAGGUGAAUAUUGUUACAUUAUUAUAAAGUAUACCACUGUCCACUUAAUAGUAAUUAACAUCCUAUGUAACACGAAAAUGGUUAGGGUUUUAAAAAAUACAUACAUUUCCGACGUGGGGUAACCUCAUAUCCUAGCCAUUUUCAGUCUUUAAUUGCACCCUAUUGCCUAUUGGACGGGGUUUCAAAUGUGGGGAAACAUCAUGUCCCAGAAGUUUCCCUGCUUCUUAUAGAAUAUGACGUUUGACGAUAACUCAACAAGCUUGUGUAAUAUUACAUUCGACAAGGCAAAUUAAAAAAGGAUUUGAUUUAAGAGUGUUGUAAGUUGUAAGAUGCCUAGAUGCUUUGAACUUUUCUUUUGGGGGGUUGUGGAUUGGUUGUUAUUGACAGCAAUUAUGUGUAUUGUGUGAUUAUGUUAGAGAAUCUUUAGAUAAUUUGAGAAGAGGGACUUGAGAAGCAGGCCAUGUGAUGAAGCGAGGCAGAGCAUGUGUGAAGGUGUCAGAUCGCUUUUCAUAUUUGAAGAAGGCCAUGUGACUAUCAAAUUUUGCAUUAUUUGAGAGAACUUUAACAGGCUGUGAUUGUGAAUUGCAAGAGUAGUCAGUAGUGGAGAGGAGCCUUUGAUAUGUAGGAGUAGGACCCUAUCCCACUCUUUUAUGAUCUUCCUCUUUAUUACUACUACUAAGCUUAUUUCUUUUUUCUUUCAAGGUCAUGACAUGGCUUUGAUACUAUUGACUUUUUUUUUUACCCUUCAUUGGAAGAUAUGCAUUUCUGUAGGACCAAGAGAAUUUCUAACUUCAAGUGAGCAUGGUAUAUUUUGUGUGA